This is a messenger RNA of Cinara cedri, 1113 nucleotides long. Lineage: Eukaryota; Metazoa; Arthropoda; Insecta; Hemiptera; Aphididae. The record is from the annotation of a GenBank genome assembly.
AUGAACCUCCAGACAGACUUUGAAGAUACUGUGAGUGAAAUUGAUAAAGAAUCUGAAACUGAAAAUCAAAAAGGUGAAGAAGCAUGUGAAGAAGUUUAUCAAGAAAAUGUCACGCAACGACCAAGAAGAUAAAGAAAGCUGCUGCAAAGACUUUAAGGUUGUAUUAUUUAUGAUGAUUAUGAAUGUAUCAUAGUAUAUACGAAAUACAUGAAAAGUUUUAAAAAAAAAAGAAUGUCAUAGAGCUAUAGAAGAAGAAAUCUUGCAAUAAUAUGAAAAAUAAUACAUGGGAACUUGUUGACGAAAAAUGUGCAAAAGAAAAAAAAAACUGUUACAGGAAAAUGGAUUUUUAAGAUAAAAGAUUAUAGAAAAUACAAGGCAAGAUUGGAAGCCAGAGGCUGUCAGCAAAAUUCUGAAAAUAUGGAUUUCAAGGAUAUUUUCAGUUACGUAGUUCAGACAGGUAAUCUAAGGUAAUGUAGGUACUCCUUUUUACUUCGGUUGCUUAAAGACAAAUAAAAAUUAUGACUAUUGAUGUAAAGACUGCUUUUUUCUGAAUGGGAACCCGGAAAAGAAAUUUUAAUGAAGAUCCCAGAAAGAUACAAUGCUCCAGAAAAAAUAUGUUUACUCAUAAAGGCUCUCUACGGAUUAAAACAGGCACCUUUGCAAUGCAACAAACGUCUUACUGAUUUUUUGAAAGAUAAAAAUAUCAAACAACUAAACUCAGAUCAAUGUGUUUUCAAAAGGAAGAACAAAGAUAAGCAAAUGUUUUUAGCUAUUCAUGUUGAUCAUGGCAUUCUAUUUGGUGAAGAUAAACAUGAAAUGAAUAUGCUGUCUGAAGGACUUAAAAAAUUGUGUGACAUAAUUAUACACAAAAACCCAACUCUCAAGUGUAACAAACAAGUUUUAAAGAAAUAUCAAAUGGAUUUGUCAAAACCAAUAUCAACUCUAAUUAUUCCAAUUGAGAAGAAUAUUCAGGAAAGUAAAAAUUAUCCUGAUAGUGAUUUCUCAUACCGAGAAAUCAUAGGAAGCAUGUUCUAUUUAUCAUGCAAAAUCAGACCAGACCUGACUUUUGCCGUCAAUUAUAAGAACAGGCCAUUGAAAAAGCCAUUAAGAUAA